Molecule: messenger RNA, 1442 nt
Organism: Anopheles bellator
Lineage: Eukaryota; Metazoa; Arthropoda; Insecta; Diptera; Culicidae
Product: plasmolipin-like
Exons: 3
Coding region: 405-935 (176 amino acids)
Cellular component (GO): membrane
Source: RefSeq, a predicted model, not a curated record
CAGCGCGAAGAUGUGAUUACUAUUACGCCUCCCAAAAGGUUCAAAUUGGUCCGGUUCCAGUGGAAAAACCGUGCGUGUUUGGAAGAUCCUUGGUGAUCCACCCACUCACUCCCAGGGAAACAACAACCUGCUGUUUCUGCGCCGUUGCUGUUUUUUUCAUUCGCGCUAAACCACGCUCUCGUGCGUGCGUGCAUGCGUACGAGUGAAAGUGUCGAAAUAUCAAGAAUUAAGGCGAACGUCUCAUCGCCUUGGCGGUCGUGUUCCCACCGCCGUAAAACCGCGCCUCAGUGUCUGGCCCAGUGUCUCUAGUCGUUCCACAGCCUGGAAAACGGAUAACGGGCCACAUUUAUCCCCAACAAUAUAGCCUUAAAGUAUUCAAAUAACCGGUCAUCGAACGAACCACAAUGUCCGAAUUCACGCAAACCGCAACGGUCACGCAGCAGCAAACCGUAGUGCAGCCGUAUGUACGCUAUGAUCCGGGGUACAUUCGCACGAUACCGGGCAUCGUGAAAAUCGUGUGCAUCGUGCUGAAUCUCAUCGGUUUCAUCUGCAUCGAGUUCUCGUACUUCAGCUUUCGGCCGCAAGGCUCCUUCUUCAACACGGUGGCCAUGCUCGGCUUUUGGUUCAGCGGAAUCAUGCUCGUGUUUUAUCUGUUCCAUGUUUGUGAAAAGUUUCACAAAAUCCCGUGGCUAAAAAUAGAGCUGUACUUUUGUGCGGCCUGGGCGGCUCUGUACAUGCUGGCCUCCUCGAUCGCUGCCGCCACCAGUAUCGAGGCGUUUCAGGCCGCUGCGUUCUUCGGCUAUUGUGCCAUGAUUGGGUAUGGUUUUGAUGCUUUCCUCAAGUUUAAAAGCGUCCGCGCCGGUGAGAUUGCCCAAGGAUCCCGAACCGUCCAGGUGCAGCAACAGCAGCAAACAGUCUCAACGCUUACUGCGUGAAAAGUUGGAAACGCCGGCCGAGGAUGAACAUAUGAUGUGACCAGUUUUCUCUCACAGUAUCUGCGCCAUAGCCGAACAAGAUAUUUGUUGAACUUAACGUUUGUGCGGUAACAUGUUUCGUUUGAUUUUUGCUAUGUUCUAAGCACGUUCGCCCGACAACAACGAAUCGAAAACCACCCCACUUGUGAAAGCACAGAAGCCUUAAACGUAAUCUUAUACUAUUCAACACAUGUCCACUGAUCUGAUAAUCUGUUAGCGAAUCUACAAUCCCACACUUUGUGGAAUAUCGGAAAGUUUACGGAACUCACUAAAAUACGAGAAAGAAUAAGAAUAUAUUCACGUAGGAAACGUUAGCUUUAGAUGUGCACUUGUGCAAGGCGGAUUUCUCUGUAACGCAAUACUGCGUUGCACAUUUUUUCAGAAAUAAACGAUAUACACGCAACCCAUGGAACUGUCACAGCCAGAAAAGGGGAUUCUUUUAGAGUAACUUUAUUUAUUCAAUAAACA